Rubroshorea leprosula is the source of this 632-nucleotide messenger RNA. Lineage: Eukaryota; Viridiplantae; Streptophyta; Magnoliopsida; Malvales; Dipterocarpaceae. The record is from the annotation of a GenBank genome assembly.
CUUUGUGUAAAAUAGCAAACAGAGAUCAUGGGAACCCACACCUGCAACAGGGUAACCUCCCUUGUUUUCCUUGUUUUGUUUGCUUCUUUACAUUCUUCACUUCCCCUUGCUUCUGCCUCUAGUGAAGAAGCAAAUGCUCUUCUCAAAUGGAAAUCCAGCCUCCAAAAUAAAAGUCAGUCUGUACUAUCUUCGUGGACUCUGCUUCCGCACAAUGCAACCAACUCCAAACCAAGCACCGGUCCCUGCACCUGGUUUGGAGUUUCUUGCAAUGCCCAAGGAAGUGUUGCUAGAAUGAAUCUUAGUGUUUCUGGUAUAUCAGGUACGCUUGAUGAGUUUCCUUUUAUGUCUCUCCCUGAUCUCACACAUGUUGAUUUCUGUAUCAACAAUAUGUCUGGGGUUAUUCCACCUCAAAUUAGCUACCUUUCCAAGCUUGUCUAUCUUGAUUUUUCCAUCAAUCAAUUUUUUGGGACAAUCCCACCAGAAAUUGGCCUGCUACAGCAUCUUGAGAUCCUCCACCUUGCUGAGAAUCAUUUCAACGGCUCAUUUCCUCAAGAAAUAGGUCAGCUGAAGUCUCUUAAGGAGCUUGAUAUGUACACCAACAACUUAGAGGGUCCCAUACCUGCAUCUGUAGG